This is a messenger RNA of Thlaspi arvense, 1434 nucleotides long. The record is from the annotation of a GenBank genome assembly. NCBI's taxonomy places the organism in Eukaryota, Viridiplantae, Streptophyta, Magnoliopsida, Brassicales, Brassicaceae.
AUGAAGGGAGGAACAAUACAGAUAAAUUGGCACGACGGGAAGCCUGUGCUUACCCUUGAUUUUCACCCGAUCUCCGGUUUACUUGCCACCGCCGGAGCCGAUUACGAUAUCAAGCUAUGGUUAAUAAACUCUGGUCAAGCGGAGAAGAAGCUUCCCAGUGUGUCUUACCAGAGCAGCCUUACUUACCAUGGAUGUGCUGUGAAUACCAUUCGUUUUUCUCGGUCUGGAGAACUACUUGCCUCAGGAGCAGACGGAGGCGAGCUUAUCAUAUGGAAGUUGCAUCCUAGUGAAACAAAUCUGUCCUGGAAAGUUCACAAGUCAUUAUCAUUUCAUCGAAAGGAUGUCCUGGAUCUUCAGUGGUCUCCUGAUGAUUCCUAUCUGAUUUCUGGCUCAGUGGACAACUCUUGCAUUAUAUGGGACGUUAACAAAGGUUCUGUCCAUCAGAUACUGGAUGCCCACUGCCAUUAUGUUCAAGGUGUUGCUUGGGACCCCUUAGCAAAAUACGUUGCCUCUCUUAGUUCAGACAGGACUUGCCGGAUUUAUGUCAACAAGCCUCAAACAAAGAGUAGGAAUGGUGAAAAAAUGAACUACAUUUGUCAGCAUGUUAUCAUGAAAGCAGAUCAGCAACGGGGUGAAGACACUAAGACAGUAAAAACCCAUCUCUUUCAUGAUGAGACAUUGCCAUCUUUCUUCCGAAGAUUGUCAUGGUCACCUGAUGGAUCGUUUUUACUCAUUCCAGCAGGUUCCUUCAAGCUUUCACCUACAUCCGAAGCUAUAAAUGCUACCUAUGUCUUCUCUAGGAAGGACCUUUCAAGACCUGCUCUGCAGCUUCCAGGUGCCAGCAAACCAGUUGUAGUUGUUCGUUUUUGCCCUGUUGCAUUCAAACUCCGAGGUUCAAAUUCGGAAGAAGGUUUCUUCAAGCUCCCUUACCGUCUUGUCUUUGCCAUAGCAACUUUAAAUUCGGUGUACAUAUAUGACACGGAGUGUGUUGCUCCAAUCGCAGUCUUAGCAGGUCUCCACUACGCUGCAAUAACGGAUAUAACAUGGUCACCUAAUGCCUCGUAUCUGGCACUGUCCUCACAAGAUGGCUAUUGCACACUAGUUGAAUUUGAAGAUAACGAACUAGGAGAACCUGUCUCCAUCUCAGUCGGAAAGAAACCCGUGGAUAGUGAGGAGAAAAGGCAUGUUUUCCAGAGAACCGACGAGCUGGUGACCGAAACAAGAGCAGGCGAGAGCAAUAAACAGGCUGAAUCAGAACAAGACCAAGAGAAAAAACAGCCACUGCCGAGCAAAGUUACCACGGAGAAAACCGAUGUAGUGAUGACGGAAACAAGACCAGAGAUAGAGAAACAGGCAUUGCAGAGCAAACCUAAAACACCUGUCUCAAAUAAACCGGCGAGGAAGCGCAUCACACCGAUGGCUAUUGACCCCUAG